Molecule: messenger RNA, 3587 nt
Organism: Microcebus murinus (gray mouse lemur)
Lineage: Eukaryota; Metazoa; Chordata; Mammalia; Primates; Cheirogaleidae
Source: RefSeq, a predicted model, not a curated record
UCUGGAUGGAUGCGGGUCGCCAUUCUCAGAUUGCUCACCCUAGUCAAGCUUGAAAACCCACUUAAAACCAUUUGAGGGACAUCUUUCAGCACCCAGGUGGACUUGGUCUGCAGGCAGUGACAUCUUCUGAGCCUGGCAGGCCGUGACAGUAACCCACUUCGGCCAAGGAACAGUAUUAGAAGGAAUCUUGUGGUUGCGUGUGACAGAAGAUCCAACACAAAAUCAGUUAGCAAAACCAGUUUCAAAUGAGUCUUGUUUGAAAAUUUCAAAGAUCUUAGAGUUCUUGAUGGGGUGGAGGAAAAGGAGCCCAUUUCUUUGUGAGUCUUCAAUUAUCCCAGAAUCUAUAGACACCCAAGGGGUUUAGUUUCUGGGAAGCCCAAGACAAAGUGUUCUGAAGAAAGAAAUUUGAGCAAACACCGUGGAUACUCACCCGUGCAUGGCUUCUCCUGACUCAUCAGCUAUGAAGAGUUGCUCUUUGUUCAAGCCAGUUUUCCCCCAUCACUGAGCUCCUCAUUAAGUCUUCAGUGCAAGUCAGUGAGAAUCAUAAACCACACAGAACUACUCUUCCACAAACACACUUUAACAACCUAGCACCAGGCUAAGCUGCAUCCUGACUACAAUUCUGUCUGAUGUACCAGCAGACACCUUCAGAUACCUUCUGUAUCUGUGACUGAAGGCGAUCAGCUAAGAGAGGUUCCUCGCAGCAUAAAGGGAGGGACUUCUCACACUCUCUUGGAAUCGGAAGUUGAAUUUAUGAACAUACGAUCUAGAAAGAAGUCAUGGGUUGUGGCACUUCCUCAACGAAAAACAAGAGAUCUGGGACAGUGUUAAAAGCUGUAUUGAUCAUCCAGAAGUGGUACCGAGGUUACAGAGCUCGACUGAUGGCAAGGCUACAGUAUGCCCUCACUGUCUUCCAGUCCAUCGAAUAUGCUGACGAACAAAGCCAAAUGCAGCUGUCCAGUUUCUUUUCCUUCAUGCUGGAAAAUUAUACACAUAUAUGUGAGGAUGAUCCAGAAUUAGUUCAACGACUUCUUGCAAGUCAAAAGUGCAUCAAGGAGAGACAGGAUUAUGUGGAGUUGGUAGGUGUCCCAGACUCCUAUUCAGGUCCCCGGCUGCAGUUUCCUCUCACUUUUGUUGAUAUUGACUGUCUUCUUGAGGCCUUCAUGCAACAUCAGGUACUUCAUGCUCAUUAUGUCUUAGAGGUGCUAUUUGAAACCAAAAAAGUUCUGAAGCGAAUGGCGAAUUUCAAUCACGUAAGAACUUCUCGCUACGCAGAGAUAACAAUCUGCGGUGAUUUGCAUGGGAGCUUAGAUGAUCUUUUUUUGAUCUUCUAUAAGAAUGGUCUCCCCUCAGAGAGCAACCCAUAUAUUUUUAAUGGUGAUUUUGUAGAUCGAGGAAACAAUUCCAUGGAGGUCCUAAUGAUCCUGUUUGUGAGUUUUCUUGUCUAUCCCAAUAACGUGCACUUGAACAGAGGGAACCAUGAAGAUUUUAUGAUGAAUCUGAGGUAUGGCUUCACAAAAGAAAUUUUGCAUAAAUAUAAGCUACAUGGAAGAAAAAUCUUAGAAAUCUUAGAAGAAGUCUAUACCUGGCUCCCAAUUGGUACCAUCAUUGACAAUGAAAUCCUGGUCAUACAUGGUGGGAUAUCAGAGUCCACAGACUUGAAUUUACUCCAUGGUAUAGAAAGAAACAAAAUGAAAUCUGUGCUGAUACCACCAAUGGAAGGAAAUAGAGACCGUCCCAUCGAAUUGAAGGAAAAUAAAACAGGUGGACCUGUUACUACUACACCUGAGAAAUCCAAAGCAAAUGAACCCGCUUCUGAACAUUUAUUAAAGCAUGAAUGGGAACAGGUUAUCGAUAUUCUGUGGAGUGAUCCAAAAGGCAAAAGUGGCUGUUACCCAAACACAUGUCGAGGAGGGGGCUGCUAUUUUGGACCAGAUAUUACCUCCAAGAUUCUUAGUAAAUACCAGUUGAAGAUGCUCAUUAGAUCUCAUGAAUGUAAGCCCGAAGGGUAUGAAAUCAGCCAUGAUGGGAAGGUCAUCACUGUAUUUUCUGCUUCCAAUUAUUACGAACAAGGCAGCAAUCGAGGAGCUUACCUCAAACUGUGUUCCGGUAUGUCUCCUCGAUUUUUCCGGUACCAAGCAACUUGGGAAACAACCCUGAAACCUCUUUACCAAAGGGUUAAUAUUAUAGAAAUCAGUGCCAUCAGGAUGUUAAAAGAAAAAAUAAUUUCACGAAAAACUGACCUCAUUCAUGCUUUUCAACUUCAAGACAGAAAAUCAGGUAAUAAAAGAAAACUUUCUCUGGGCCGGUGGGCUUUUUGCAUGGAGAGUGUUUUGGGGCUAAACUUACCGUGGAGAAGCCUGAGUUCCUUUCUUGUAAACACCGACAAAGAUGGAAAUGUCAGCUACAUGUCCAGCUUCCAGGAUAUCCGCAUUGAAAAACCUGUGAAAGAGGCUCAAUCUACUAUAAUUGAAACUCUAUAUAGAUACCGAUCUGACUUGGAAAUCCUUUUUAAUGUCAUCGACGCUGACCACUCAGGAUUGAUCUCCAGGGAAGAAUUUUGUGCCACAUGGAAACUGUUUAGUUCUCACUACAGUGUUCCUAUUGAUGAUUCCCAAGUUGAUGAGCUCGUCAAAACGAUGGACUUGAACAAAGAUGGCAGCAUCGACUUUAAUGAGUUCUUAAAGGCUUUCUAUGUAGUGCAUAAAUAUGAGAUAAUGAAAUCAGACCAACACCUUCCUGAAGACAAAGGACAGUUGUAACAGCUAGGCCCAAAUCACAGACACAAUCCUUUCCAAUACUCUUGAAAUUCAUAAUCAGUAGCAGAGAAAAGUAGACCUUAGUCCACACCACAAGCAAAUGCAUGGUAUGGGUUUUGGAAGUUCAUAGCAAGCUGUUAUUCAUAAGACUAGGUUAAAUGUCAACUGAUAGGACUUGGCUCCAGAAUUAGGACCCACACAUUACCACUGACAAACUGGGCUUGAGGGUAGUGUUGGUCUCUAGGAUGCCACCUAACAAGGAGACCAGAGCUGUUUGAAAACACACUAAAAGGAGGAACCAAGAGAGCAUCAGAGAAAACUAUUAAGUGCAACAUCUGUGAGUGACUGAGGGAUGGGUGGAGGAAUACCAAAUUAUUAAUGGAAUAAAACGCAUUCAUUUUUAAACUGUAAUCUUCUUGGCAGAUUUUAUAAACCAGUGAUCCUCAGUUGGAGAAACCACCCUUCAGGGACAAGGGCCAUGUUAGAUACUUGGGGGAAGCUAUGGGAAUGUAUUGUUUUAAAAAAACCAUGCUUUUUCAUGUCUGUUGGAGAUACAAAGUGAAUGUAUGUGGAUUGAGCCCUACAAUUAAUCUGGUUUGACACCCUCAUUGGUAAGAUGGGGCCCUGAUUAUGAAAAUUAUAGGAAGCCAUUGUUUUGCACUAAGCUCCUGUACUAGGCCCCAAUAGACCCGACUAAAAUUCAAAAUGAAGUCACUCAUGCUGAGGUUCCAUAUCACCAAACUGAAACUGAGUUGUUACCUGAUUUUCUGAGAAAUCAGUAGAGCAAGAUAACAGCCUAAUUUCUCAAACAGGCUAGUUUCAAUUGAC